AAAUUAGGAUUGCUAGGCACAAUGCACCAACUAUUCAGGCGCCGUGUCCGUAACAUAAAGCGCCGCGAUCAGUAUCCUGAUCAUUGACCACUACCUAAUAUUUGACGUUCUCUGUCUUUGUCAUUUUUACUUUCAAGCUGUUUAUUUCAUUUCACUUAUUUAUUUAUUUAUUCAUUUAUUUUAUCUUCUUUUUAUACCCUCUUUCACUUCCCGCUAGAAACGAAUAGCCAUAACAUCACGUAAUAUGCCUUCAUCCGAUGACACUCCUUUGCAAAGGACUCAAAAGGCCCCCAGCAUCAAAGAACCCAGAAAAGUCAACAGCGUCAAAGCAUACAUAUCUAUAGUCCUGCUAGCCGCCGUACCAUCCAUUAUUCUCUCAGCAGCAACCGCACUUCUCAUCGUCUUCACGUUCCGCAACCGCGUGACUCUUAGCGAUGGCGCAGGCGAACUACAGGUCCCCCAUCAGUCAGACAAUCUGUCUUUAAUUUCGAGGACUAUGACCGACUUUGUUAAAGAUGGGGGGACCAAUGCCUAUUAUGUCCGACUCAACCCAUCUACUCUGACUACAAUUGCUUCCAUUACUGGGAAAUUUGUCCCGUACCUAUCGAGCGCCAUCAUGGGACUAGUGGCACUUUUCGCUGCAGAUUUUGUUCUGAAAGCAUCGCAAAAGGAGCAGAAUGACAAGCUCCUGACGCCAAAUCAAUUGACGGUGCUGAUGGGUCUCUUGUCUGGUGGGUUGGUCGGGUUAUGGAAAGCUACCCGUGCUCGGGCGAACAUGGGAGGGAAAUUCGUAGCCCCAAUUUCAUAUACACUUGCCAUCUUCAUUAUCAUCACGGUCUUGAGUGUCCUUAUUCCAGCAGUUGAUACCUGGUUUGGCAUUGUUGUCAAGCCAAGCGAGCAAACACAACUAAACAUCACCGCCCCUUCAAACCACUCCUUCGGUCGAGGACUUUUACAGGGAAAUGACUGCAUUUAUUCUGGUUAUAAUUACCCAUGCGAUGCGUUGAAAGGAUAUGGGGCUGACGGCUCCUUUACACCAUAUAUUCCCGCCGACACUGAGGCUUUCAAAAUCUUAAACAAUAUUUCCACUAAGAAUAUUGUAUCUGAUCUCUCCUCAAACUCAUCACAGUCUCUCUUAUAUAUUUCAGAUGCAAGCUUGUCAUCAGACCUGGACUUUAAGGCGAGCGCAUUCGCCAUCUCUACAAAGUGCGACAUAAUGACCGUUCGAUGCUCAGAAGACAAUCGUGAAGUUUUCGACUGUCCGGGUGAUCUUUUAAAUCAGAUCACGCAAGUGACCAGAGUUGUUUUCCGCUUCUACAACGACUCGAGCCUGACGCACGCCAUUUCUUACCCCAAUUAUCCUUUCCAGAAUCCGUUGUAUUUCACCACCAACAUCUUAAUAGGGGAACUCCAUCAGCCGGAGCAACCCGACGUGCUGGAGGGCACGAUGCAAUUCGGCUGCUCCAGCACAAUUUUCGACACCACCUAUGCGUGGGUGGACGGAUCCAUAGCCCAAUUCAACAUGACCCCCGCGAAUGGCUCUCUCGGCGGCAUCAUGUCUGCCCCUUUCAUCAACGACAACGCCAACAUCUCACAGCAGGCCGUAAUCUCUUCUAUGGUCAGACUCAGCACCAACUUCUCGAGUGCUGUCCCUCUCACCGCAGCUGCUUUCUCUCACAGCGCGCUGGCACUAUCCUAUGUCGCAAUGGAGAGUCGAGUGAACGUGGUCGAGCAGUCCCGUUCAAGAGUGUUCCUCACACGGGUCCCAAUCAUACCAUUUUAUAUCUUGAUCGGGCUCAAUGCAUUGUAUGUCCUGUGUACAAUACUACUAGCUGCAGCUGCGAUGAUUCGAACGCACCCAAAGGAGUCGACGGCGGUAAAAUCACAGCUUACUAUGGAGGGAUUCAUGACGGCAGUCUUCAAAGGAGAGAGUGUCAAGGCUCAGACUCAAGUCUCAGAGACUUCGGAUGGGUCAUCAGACCAUACCGAGGUUGUUACCGAGGAAGUGCCAAGAAUUGCUAUUUUAAAGACAGACCAGGGCGAAUGGUCCUAUGCCACAGUAACGACACAUGGCAAUGGAGCGGUGGUGAAGUUUAUAUAGUUAAUUGGAUGUACUUAACUUUAGACAAGAAAAUAUGUAUUAUUAACAGACAAACACGCAAUCUUCUGUUUCGGC
Molecule: messenger RNA, 2176 nt
Organism: Trichoderma asperellum CBS 433.97
Lineage: Eukaryota; Fungi; Ascomycota; Sordariomycetes; Hypocreales; Hypocreaceae
Source: RefSeq, a predicted model, not a curated record